GAGAGGGAGGGGGGAACAGCAGUGUUUGCAUCUCUUGAACUGUCCAUAUAAAGGCCAGUGGGAGGGAAGUUGGGGUGUCCAGAAAACAUCCUCAUAGCUUUAGGCCCUUUUUCCUGCACCCCAGCUUUGAGCUCUGAGCAGUGCCGGAUCUCCAGGACAUGGCAGGACCCGCCACAGUCAUCGCCAGCCUUUUUCUGGUAGCCUGUACGUGCUGCGUCUUUCUCACAGACUCUGUGAUCAUUCCUUCUUCUUGCUGCAUGUCCUUUGUUGCCAAGAAAAUUCCAGAAAACCGAGUGAUUAGCUACCAGUUGGCCAGCGGCAGCGUCUGUCCCAAGGCAGGGGUGAUCUUCAUCACCAAGAAGGGCUAUAAACUCUGUGGUGACCCCAAGUUGCCAUGGGUUCAGAAGUACAUACGAAAUCUGGAUGCCAAGAGAAACCGGACUUCUGCACGUGCAAGGGCACUGGGCACCAGGUUUUCCAUCCAGAGUCGCCGUGGCAACAACACAGAGGUUUAGUCCCCUCUCCUCU
Molecule: messenger RNA, 528 nt
Organism: Acomys russatus (golden spiny mouse)
Lineage: Eukaryota; Metazoa; Chordata; Mammalia; Rodentia; Muridae
Gene: Ccl24
Product: C-C motif chemokine ligand 24
Exons: 3
Coding region: 159-515 (118 amino acids)
Biological process (GO): G protein-coupled receptor signaling pathway; positive regulation of ERK1 and ERK2 cascade; cellular response to tumor necrosis factor
Cellular component (GO): extracellular region
Molecular function (GO): CCR chemokine receptor binding; chemokine activity
Source: RefSeq, a predicted model, not a curated record